AUGUUUAGAAACAAUUACGAUAACGAUUCUGUUACAUACUCUCCCACGGGCCGUCUCUUCCAAGUUGAAUAUGCCCUCGAGGCUAUCAAACAAGGCAGCGCCGCCGUUGGUCUCACCUCGGCAAACCAUGUUGUGUUGGUGGCAUUGAAACGUAAUGCUGAAGAGUUGGGUUCCUACCAGAAAAAGAUUAUCAAGAUUGACGACCAUAUGGGUGUUGCGUUGGCAGGAUUGGCCCCCGAUGCUCGUGUGCUUUCAAAUUAUUUGCGGAAACAAGCCAUGCAAUGCAAGAUGAUUUUCAACCGCCCCAUCCAGACUUAUAAAGCAGCAUUGUCAAUUGCAGAUAAGGCACAAGAAAACACUCAAAGCUAUGGUCUGAGGCCAUAUGGUGUUGGAUUAUUGAUUUCGGGCUACGACGAGACUGGUGCACACUUGUUGGAGUUUCAACCAUCGGGGUCAGUAUUGGAAUAUUUCGGAGCUGCGAUUGGUGCUAGAUCGCAAGCUGCUAGAACUUAUUUGGAAAGAAACUUGGAGGAAAUCAAGCAGAGUGAAAGUGUUGAGCAGUUGAUUGUACAUGGAUUGAAUGCCUUGAGGGAUACUUUGAGUCAAGAUGUUGAACUUAAUUCCAAGAAUACCACUGUUUCCGUUGUGGGCAAGGACCAGCCUUUUGUCUUGUACGAUGAUGAAAAUGUGCAGCAGUGGUUGGACAAAUUGGACUCAGUGACUAAUGACCGUAAUAGAAAUGAUGGAAGUGGCAGUGGCGAUGACAAUGAAAAUGACAAUAAUGAGGAUAAUAAGGAUGAAGAAGGUCUGAAAGAUAAUGUAGAAACCCAACAACAGCAACAGCAGCAACCACUGGGAGAGACGAGAGAGGGUGAUGCAGAUAGAAUGGAGACUGAUGAAUAA
Lodderomyces elongisporus is the source of this 903-nucleotide messenger RNA. It is a transcript of the gene PRE5, whose product is annotated as proteasome core particle subunit alpha 6. The coding region runs from base 1 to 903 and encodes 300 amino acids. Gene Ontology annotation, biological process: ubiquitin-dependent protein catabolic process; proteasomal protein catabolic process. The record is from RefSeq and is a predicted model, not a curated record. NCBI's taxonomy places the organism in Eukaryota, Fungi, Ascomycota, Pichiomycetes, Serinales, Debaryomycetaceae. The transcript has a single exon. Gene Ontology annotation, cellular component: proteasome core complex; proteasome core complex, alpha-subunit complex; nucleus.